Aphidius gifuensis is the source of this 833-nucleotide messenger RNA. RefSeq names its product NADH-quinone oxidoreductase subunit B (gene ND-20). Gene Ontology annotation, biological process: mitochondrial respiratory chain complex I assembly; aerobic respiration; electron transport coupled proton transport. The record is from RefSeq and is a predicted model, not a curated record. The transcript has 3 exons. Gene Ontology annotation, molecular function: NADH dehydrogenase (ubiquinone) activity; 4 iron, 4 sulfur cluster binding; quinone binding. Lineage: Eukaryota; Metazoa; Arthropoda; Insecta; Hymenoptera; Braconidae. The coding region runs from base 76 to 738 and encodes 220 amino acids.
AUAUAGAAAAUAAAAAAUCAAAUAAAAAAAAAUAUAUUCUUCUGUUGUUUUUUUUUGGCAAUAAUUAAAUAAAUAAUGUUGUCUUUAAAAUUAACACGUAAUUUAGGUAUUGGAUUAAAAUAUUUAUCACGUGAGAAUCCGAGUAUAUUGGCUCCAGCAAUAAAUAAUGUAAAAUGUAUAUCAACAACAGUUGAAAAUAAUAAUAAAGUUGAUGAUGUACCAGUCAAAGCAACUAAAAUUCCAUACAGUCCAUUUCAAAAUACAAAUAAUGCUGCUGAAUAUGCACUUGCUCGUAUGGAUGAUUUAUUAAAUUGGGGAAGAAAGGGUUCAAUGUGGCCAUUGACAUUUGGUUUAGCUUGUUGUGCUGUUGAGAUGAUGCACAUUGCUGCACCAAGAUAUGACAUGGAUAGAUUUGGUGUUGUAUUUAGAGCAUCACCUCGUCAAGCUGAUGUUAUCAUUGUUGCUGGUACAUUGACUAAUAAAAUGGCACCAGCAUUGAGAAAAGUUUAUGAUCAAAUGCCAGAACCAAGAUGGGUUAUUUCAAUGGGUAGUUGUGCUAAUGGUGGUGGUUAUUAUCAUUACAGUUAUGCUGUUGUUAGAGGCUGUGAUCGUGUUGUUCCAGUUGACAUAUACGUACCUGGAUGUCCACCAACUGCUGAAGCACUUCUUUAUGGUGUAUUGCAACUUCAAAAAAAAGUUAAAAGAAUGCAAUCUGCACAAGUUUGGUACAGAAAAUAGUUACAUUAUCUUAUAAAAAAAUUUAAUUUAAAAAAAUAAUUAUCAGUGAUUUAUAAAGUUGUAAAAAUAAAUUAAAAUUGAUAAAUUAAAAAAUA